GGCGUGGUCUGUACACACAAUCCACUUCUGUUUGCGCGUGAGGGCGGAAGUGCGGUGGUAGUUCACUCAAAGGAGAGCCCUUUUUGGAGGCUUUAAGUUUGCAGCCGUGACAAGAGAGACAGCAGGUUGUUUUGGAACAUGCAGAACGUUAUAAAUUCCGUAAAAGGCACCGCACUGGGAGUGGCUGAGUUUUUGACACCAGUAUUGAAGGAGUCCAAAUUUAAGGAAACUGGAGUUAUUACACCAGAAGAGUUUGUGGCUGCUGGAGAUCACCUGGUCCAUCACUGUCCCACCUGGAAAUGGUCAACAGGAGAAGAGGCAAAAGUAAAACCUUAUUUACCAAAGGACAAGCAAUUCUUACUAACUCGUAAUGUACCCUGCUACAAGCGUUGUAAGCAGAUGGAAUACUCUGAUGAGUUGGAGGCCAUUAUUGAAGAGGAUGACGGAGAUGGAGGCUGGGUGGACACCUACCAUAACAUAGGUGUAUCAGGUAUGACUGACGCAGUGCGAGAAAUCACAUUGGACAAUAAAGACAAUAUCAACAUGAAUGUGCAUGUGGGCGCCAGCAGGAACGAUGAAGAUGAUGAUGACGACGAAGAGGCAGCUGACAUGGAAGAGUACGAGGAAAGUGGCCUUUUGGAAACCGAUGAGGCAACAUUAGACACCAGCAAAGUGCUAGAAGUGAGCAAAUCGAAAGUGGACCCUGGUGGCGAGGAUGUCAUUCUGCAGACACGGACCUAUGACCUCUACAUCACCUACGACAAGUAUUAUCAGACUCCGCGCCUCUGGCUCUUCGGCUACGACGAGGAUCGGCAGCCGCUGACUGUCGACCAAAUGUAUGAAGACAUCAGCCAGGACCACGUGAAGAAGACGGUCACCAUCGAGAACCACCCACACCUGCCCCCUCCAGCCAUGUGUUCCGUACAUCCCUGCAGACACGCAGAAGUGAUGAAGAAGAUCAUCGAGACGGUGGCAGAGGGUGGAGGAGAGCUGGGAGUUCACAUGUAUCUUCUGAUCUUCCUGAAGUUUGUGCAAGCCGUCAUUCCCACCAUAGAGUACGAUUACACCCGACACUUCACCAUGUAAUCUGCACACGGCAAGGCGGGGACCGCGGGGGCCGUGCUGCGGCUCUCCUCGCACCUGUCUCCGCUUCCCCGUUUCUUUCCUGGAUUCACUUUCGGAGCGUUAUGGGUCGUUGGGAUUUUCAAGAACUCCUUGCAUGGGGAUUCAGAUCGUUCCGGAAAUCAAGACCGACGGGUAUAUUUUAUGUUUGUAUUCAGAUCCACAACGAGCAAAUUACACGCAUAUUCUGCAGCUUAAUGUGGUGAAAUGGUCCAUCUGGGCUCUAGUAUGGAAAACUUGUACACCGUCCCCAAUAAGUAGAAUCAUUAAUAGGAAUCUGAGUUCCAGAUUGUGCACAAAAAGCUACCUUCUACUUCAGAACCAUUCUGCCUAAUCUGCCUCAGAAUGUUAGGUGAAUGUUUUUAAAUCCUCUUUCGCUUCAUUCUUUUGAAACCUCUUCAUAAGCACAUGUGAUCUCUCCUCCCUUCCCGUUCUACAGAAUUUAUUGCGUAAAGCUUUCGCUGCGAGCAUAAUAGGUUAAACUUCGUGAAGGUCGUAACAUCUGUGGCUGGGGACGGUGGGUGUCCUUAAAUGUUAUAAUGUGAUUGGGAGCGAUUGGAUGGGUUCUCGAUCCCCCCCAGAGUCACGGAUUUCAUGUACAUUGACAUUGUGCUCCUACCUCCAGUGUCUCUUAACCACCUGUGCUGCUGGUGCUAAACUGCAAUGUGUGUCAACCACCCUAAAUCUCCUGAUAUCAGCACCAUCCUUUUCCAGCAGUCGUUUGGAGCCGUAACUAGCUGCAAUUGUCAUCUAUAGCAAUUAAGAUGUAAAGCUUCGGUUUGGAGUGAGAAUAUGCACUUUUUGUCUAGUAAUUUAAAAAAACAGCCCCUCUUUCAGGAGCUAGCCCAUCAAUUUGAACCUUAAAGCGUGAUUGCUUCCCUCUACGUAAAGCUUACAAAACGCCUUUAGGAUCGUGUCACAAAAUAUGUUACUCGUAUAUUACUCGUAUUCCGGUAUAUGUCACUAAGUCAUGUGUGCCUGUACAUUUUAAGAAGAAAAGUUGUCGAUGUUAUACGUCUAACAAAAAACAACAUGAUAACUGAAUGCGGCGUUUAUAUUACGGUUUUAGACGUGGUGUGUUUGCUUUUUGUGUCCUCCAUGUAAAGCACUUCACGUACAGUGUGAUCUAACACUGCAGUUCGCUGUGGGCCCACGUGCGUUAUGCGUCGGCAGUGGGCAGUAGGAGAGAUGAGUGAUUCUCUGCACGCGAGUAGCCAGGGUAGUAAUUUACAUCGGAUUUUUAUCUCUGUUACCUUACUUAAAAUAUGCAAUUAAGCGAACGAAGUAUUUCUUCAUUUUAAAAUACUUAUACCUUGCCAUUAGACAUUUAAUUGAAAAAAAUACUUGCAUAGUUACGACUGUUAACGGUAACUGAUUAAAAACGAAAAAUUUCUGCAUCCUCACAUUUAUUGUACCAUAUAGCGGCUAAUUAAACAGCUUUUCAGGUGUUUCUAUCAGCUAAGUCGUCUGUAUGUUCGUGUGGAGCUUUAAGGCGAUGUAAAUUAUGCGUCAAAACGUACAAGACGCUUCGUGUGAAGAUUCUUAUUUUGCUCAGUUUCCUAUCGGCUUCAUUUUUCAUUAAAUAACUGGCUUGCAUCAUAAUUCCCGAUGUCCCGAUGCCUUGUCUGUGACUGUUGUUGGGGGGGGGGGGUCUUGAAUGUUUUACUACAUAUAAAUAAAAGUCUCACAAACAGUGUUUCUGUUCAUCAUUGCGGAAAUAGUGAAGUCUGUAAUUGUCGAUUUUCAAAUAAAACUACUGCUGAUGCACAAUUUACAUCUAUAUUACAAGUAAUCUAGUUGGGAUUGGGCGAUGUACUUGUAGAUUUGUUUUACACACAUUUCAUUUUAUGGCAAAGUUUGGCUUAAAUGUUUGUUAUAAAAUGUAUUUGUUCUAAAGGAACGAUAAAAUUGAAAAUAAUUCCUAAAUUUAUUAUUAAUAAUAAGAAUUCCUAUUCUAGGCCUACCCCAUGCCAGGGCGUACUGUCACAAAAACAAUAUGUUGGUUUUAAUUCCAAAUCCAUUAUCUGUAGAGUUAAUUAUAAGCCGUAUACUUACAAGUUUCCAUUUUAAAAAUUAUGUUUAAAAAUCAGACCUGAGCUGUCGAUUAAGUCCAUUGUGAACUGUACAAAUGGCAGAGUUUUAAUUUUGUAUAGAAAGAAUAAAACCCCGGCUCUUUGAAACUAGAAGUGGCAAACCACGUGUACGCGGCUGUUUUAUGCGUUACAUUACUAUUCCGCUUAACUUCUAAUCUUCUGUAACAGGGCUAUUCAAAUCACUGUCCUCGAGCACUGCUGGUUUUCCAGCCUUCCUUUACCUGUGAGCCAGGUGUGAAGCCUCUGACCAAUCAGAAUCAGUAAUUAUUAAACUAACUACCUGGGAGAACUGAAAACAAGGCCUGGAUUUGGAAUCGAGGUCCAGAUUUGAAGAAUCCUGCUCUAUAAUUAUAUCACCCCAACUGAUAAUUCUUCUCUUUAAAAGGUUGCAGAUGGGCUUGUUUCAUAAAUUCCCUCAGAGGGUGUUUUGAAGCUGUAAUAGAUUCAGUUUCAAUAUUUAGUAGACCAUUUACAAAGAAUGCAAUGGAAUGUUCAUUCCUUCUGCUGCACUGAGUACAAAAUUAAUUGAUUAAAUAUUUCAUUUCUGCCUUUGCGGCCUCAAACGUAUUUGAUCCAGUUCUUAUAAUGAUCAUUCGUGAAUUCCGGAACAAUAAUAAUUGCAGGCCAAGUGAACUAAAAUUUGCAUGGAUUACAUGACUUUCAUCAGCAAUGUUAAUAUUUUACUUGUAUUUUAUGUAUCGCUUUUUGUACUUUUGUCUUGCACCAAAACAAAUUCCUUGCACUUUUUGUACUUGGCGAAUAAAACAUUCUGAUAAUGA
Molecule: messenger RNA, 3994 nt
Organism: Paramormyrops kingsleyae
Lineage: Eukaryota; Metazoa; Chordata; Actinopteri; Osteoglossiformes; Mormyridae
Gene: atg3
Product: autophagy related 3
Biological process (GO): autophagy of mitochondrion; glycophagy; autophagosome assembly
Cellular component (GO): cytosol; phagophore assembly site
Molecular function (GO): Atg8-family ligase activity
Source: RefSeq, a predicted model, not a curated record